Messenger RNA from Mandrillus leucophaeus (drill), 5126 nucleotides. RefSeq names its product synergin, gamma (gene SYNRG). The transcript is spliced from 22 exons. NCBI's taxonomy places the organism in Eukaryota, Metazoa, Chordata, Mammalia, Primates, Cercopithecidae. The record is from RefSeq and is a predicted model, not a curated record. The coding region runs from base 2 to 4033 and encodes 1343 amino acids. Gene Ontology annotation, cellular component: clathrin coat of trans-Golgi network vesicle. Gene Ontology annotation, molecular function: protein binding.
CAUGUUUCCUGUUGCAGGUGGGAUAAGACCCCCUCAAGCAGGCCUGAUGCCGAUGCAGCAACAAGGAUUUCCUAUGGUCUCUGUCAUGCAGCCUAAUAUGCAAGGCAUUAUGGGAAUGAAUUACAGCUCUCAGAUGUCCCAAGGACCUAUUGCUAUGCAGGCAGGAAUACCAAUGGGACCAAUGCCAGCAGCGGGAAUGCCUUACCUAGGACAAGCACCCUUCCUGGGCAUGCGUCCUCCAGGCCCACAGUACACUCCAGACAUGCAGAAGCAGUUUGCCGAAGAGCAGCAGAAACGAUUUGAACAGCAGCAAAAACUCUUAGAAGAAGAAAGAAAAAGACGCCAGUUUGAAGAGCAGAAGCAAAAGCUCAGACUUUUGAGCAGUGUGAAACCCAAGACAGGAGAGAAGAGUAGAGAUGAUGCUUUGGAAGCCAUAAAAGGAAAUUUAGAUGGGUUUUCCAGAGAUGCAAAAAUGCACCCUACUCCAGCAUCGCACCCCAAGAAACCAGAUUGCCCCACAUCAUCUCAUUCUACUAAAACUGUCUCCCCAUCACCUGCCUUUCUUGAUGAAGAAGAAUUCAGUGACUUUAUGCAGGGACCUGUUGAAGUUCCCCCAUGUGGGCCUUCUUCCACGUCCCAGCCCUUUCAGUCUUUCCUCCCCUCCACCCCACUUGUCCAGUUGCAUACACAGAAGGCUGGGACACAGCCUCUCCCUCCAGGUCAGAGUCCAGUGUCUUUUGCCUUACAUGGUGUCCCUGGGCAAAUUCCUUACUUCUCUACUGCUUCAGCCUCACACAGUGUACCAAAAGCAGGCCCUUCCUUGGAGGAGAAGUUCCUAGUAUCUUGUGAUAUAAGUACAUCUGGGCAGGAACAAAUUAAAUUAAAUACUUCUGAAGUUGGCCACAAAGCCCUAGGCCCAGGUUCCAGUAAGAGCCAUCCCAGUGUAACGGCCAGUAACGGGGGUGCUGUAGAUGGAUGUGUAAGUGGUACCACCACUGCAGAGGCAGAAAAGACUUCAGAUCAAAACCUGUCAAUUGAAGAGAGUGGUGUGGGAGUAUUUCCCUCUCAGGAUCCUGCUCAGCCCAGAAUGCCUCCUUGGAUUUACAAUGAGAAUUUGGUUCCAGAUGCCUAUAAGAAAAUCUUAGAAACCACAAUGACUCCAACUGGAAUAGAUACUGCCAAACUGUAUCCCAUUCUGAUGUCAUCUGGGCUUCCCAGGGAAACUCUUGGACAGAUAUGGGCCUUAGCUAAUCGAACUACACCUGGCAAACUUACAAAAGAAGAACUUUAUACUGUUCUAGCCAUGAUAGCGGUAACACAGAGGGGCGUUCCUGCAAUGAGUCCUGAUGCUUUAAACCAGUUCCCAGCAGCUCCUAUUCCAACUUUAAGUGGUUUUUCUAUGACUCUGCCUGCGCCGGUGAGUCAGCCAACCGUGAUACCUUCAGGCCCUGCGGGCUCCAUGCCCCUCAGCCUUGGACAGCCAGUCAUGGGUAUUAACCUUGUUGGACCAGUGGGUGGAGCUGCAGCCCAGGCUUCUAGUGGUUUCAUACCAACCUUCCCUGCAAAUCAGGUAGUAAAGCCAGAAGAAGACGACUUCCAGGAUUUUCAAGAUGCUUCUAAGUCAGGAUCCCUUGAUGACUCUUUCAGUGAUUUCCAAGAGUUGCCUGCUUCUUCAAAAGCAAGUAACUCCCAGCAUGGAAACAGUGCCCCUUCUUUGUUGAUGCCACUUCCCGGAACUAAAGCAUUGCCUUCAAUGGACAAAUAUGCUGUGUUUAAAGGAAUUGCAGCUGACAAGUCCUCUGAAAAUACUGUUCCACCUGGAGAUCCUGGUGAUAAAUAUAGUGCUUUCAGAGAACUCGAACAGACAGCAGAGAAUAAACCUUUAGGAGAAAGCUUUGCAGAAUUCAGAUCUGCAGGAACUGAUGAUGGUUUCACCGAUUUUAAAACAGCCGAUAGUGUAUCACCACUAGAGCCACCGACAAAAGACAAAACUUUUCCACCAUCCUUCCCCUCAGGAACUAUACAACAGAAACAACAAACACAAGUGAAAAAUCCUCUGAACUUAGCAGACCUAGAUAUGUUUUCCUCAGUUAAUUGUAGCAGCGAGAAACCAUUGUCUUUUUCAGCUGCAUUUAGCACAUCAAAAUCAGUUUCCACACCACAGUCAACAGGUUCUGCUGCUGCUACGACAGCAUUGGCAUCAACGAAAACUUCUAGUUUGGCUGAUGAGUUUGGAGAAUUCAACCUUUUUGGGGAAUAUUCUGGUCUACCACCUGUUGGGGAGCAGGAUGACUUUGCAGAUUUUAUGGCUUUCAGUAAUAGCUCUAUUUCAUCUGAGCAAAAGCCGGAUGACAAAUAUGAUGCCCUUAAAGAGGAAGCCAGUCCUGUUCCUCUAACCAGCAACAUGGGCAGCACAGUGAAGGGUGGACAAAACCUAACUGCUGUGUCUACCAAGUAUGAUGUCUUCAGACAACUUUCUCUGGAAGGAUCUGGACUAGGUGUUGAAGACCUAAAAGAUAACACUCCUUCAGGAAAAAGUGAUGAUGAUUUUGCUGACUUCCACUCCAGUAAAUUUUCUUCCAUAAACUCGGACAAAUCCCUGGGAGAGAAAGCAGUGGCUUUCAGACACACCAAAGAAGACUCUGCAUCAGUGAAGUCCUUGGAUCUCCCUUCCAUUGGUGGCAGCAGUGUCGGCAAGGAGGACUCUGAAGAUGCACUCUCUGUUCAGUUUGACAUGAAAUUGGCUGAUGUGGGAGGAGAUCUUAAGCAUGUCAUGUCUGAUAGCUCUUUGGAUUUACCAACAGUUAGUGGCCAGCAUCCUCCUGCUGCAGCAGGAAGUGGAUCCCCCUCAGCCACCUCAAUUCUUCAAAAGAAAGAGACUUCAUUUGGCAGUUCUGAAAACAUCACCAUGACAUCUCUCUCCAAAGUAACAACCUUUGCAAGUGAAGAUGCUCUUCCAGGGACCACCUUCCCAGCGUUUGCCAGUUUUAAAGACAUGAUUCCUCAGACCAGUGAGCAAAAGGAAUAUGAAAGCAGAGACUAUAAAGAUUUCACAAGACAGGACCUGCCUACAGCUGAACGGAGCCCAGAGGCCACUUGUCCCAGCCCAGCGUCCAGUGGUGCCUCUCAAGAAACCCCCAACGAAUGUUCAGAUGACUUUGGAGAGUUUCAAAGUGAAAAGCCCAAAAUCAGCAAAUUUGACUUCUUAGUAGCCACUUCACAAAGCAAAAUGAAAUCCAGUGAAGAAAUGAUCAAAAGUGAGCUGGCAACCUUUGACCUUUCUGUUCAAGGAUCACACAAGAGGAGUUUGAGCCUCGGUGAUAAAGAAAUAAGCCGCUCUUCCCCUUCUCCGGCUUUGGAGCAGCCUUUCAGAGACCGUUCCAAUACUCUGAAUGAGAAGCCCGCGCUGCCCGUCAUCCGAGACAAGUACAAAGACCUGACGGGAGAGGUGGAGGAAAAUGAGAGAUAUGCAUAUGAAUGGCAGAGAUGCCUGGGGAGUGCCCUGAAUGUCAUUAAGAAGGCAAAUGAUACCUUAAAUGGAAUCAGUAGUAGUUCUGUUUGCACAGAAGUAAUUCAGUCAGCUCAAGGCAUGGAAUAUUUAUUAGGUGUUGUUGAAGUGUACAGGGUAACCAAGCGUGUGGAGCUGGGGAUCAAAGCCACUGCAGUGUGCAGUGAGAAACUCCAGCAGUUGCUGAAGGACAUCGAUAAAGUAUGGAAUAACCUAAUCGGCUUCAUGUCACUCGCCACACUCACACCAGAUGAAAACUCGCUGGAUUUUUCCUCCUGUAUGCUACGGCCUGGGAUUAAAAAUGCUCAGGAACUUGCCUGUGGAGUGUGCCUCUUGAACGUGGACUCGAGGAGCCGGAAAGAAGAGAAGCCUGCAGAAGAACAUCCUAAAAAAGCAUUCAACUCAGAAACAGACAGUUUCAAGCUGGCCUACGGAGGGCACCAGUAUCACGCCAGCUGUGCCAACUUCUGGAUCAACUGUGUCGAACCAAAGCCUCCUGGCCUUGUCCUGCCUGACCUGCUCUGAACAACUCCUCUGUGAAGCACUGACUCUUUUUUUUUCUGUGACACCCCACGGGGUGACAGGGACCAAUCAGUAGAAUGCGAGUGCUGCACAGUUCACUUCCCUGAAUUGAUAUGAAGAACACCGCAAGUGACGGGGCCCCCGUCACCCCCACGGCCAGUCUGCGGGGCUUCAGGUAAAAUCGUCCCACUCAAGCGGCACGUGGCGCCAGAAGCUUGCUCACUUCUCUCUACUUUUCUUAAGGUUUUCUAAAAUACAGACCACAGCUUUCUGGAUCUAAGGAAGAACUUGCUGCUGCAGUAUUGAAACUGUGAAGAACUGACAUUUUUGAAGAAAAAUAAACUACUGUUGCGGGACUAGAAUGGGCAGCUGCUUGGAGCCAGUGCUUGUUUUUACCCAGAACACUUACUGUCCUGUGAAGUAGAGUGCAUUUAUUUGCAUUUAGUUUGUUAAUGUCUGAAAUGAAUAAAAAGAGGAAAUUACGAUUAAACUGAUGUUCUGCUUUUUAUGGAGAAGAUUCUGCCCGUCUGCCCUGGACAGUAGCAGGCAGGUGAGGGCAGAUUUUACCCACUUGGCUGUCACAACUGAACCAGUUCUCUACUCCUUCCCUUCAUUGCUGUCAACGCUCAAGACUUUUUCCCAAAACAUGCCUGCAGUCCUGAAGAAUGCUCAUUUUCACACAGGCCCAGAUCCUGUGUAUCAGGAGAAUAUCCUUCCCUGCAGGAGCCUGCACUGCAAACCUGUUUUGCCGCAUGCAAAGACUGUGACCGUGGAGUUUUCUCAGACAAGAUUUGUAAAGGCAGUGGAAUGAAAUCUCUUGGCAGUGGCCGCUCUCCACAUUUCCAAAGAUGACUACAUAGGGACCAACACUGCCUGACUUCGCAGUAUCUGUGAGAAAAACCUGAAAAUUAAUUCAGGGUGAAAAUGUGGAGUUCUUGGCCUAGUGUAAAGUAUCAAGAUGUAUAUUUAUGGGAUAGAUACAUGACUUAGAAGAAAAUUGUCCAGAAAUAGUACUGAGUUUUAGAUGGAAAAGACUCGUGCUUCCUGGAGUAGGGAAUUUUCUUUGCCAUUUAAUCUGAAUGCAUAAAAUUAGGGG